This is a messenger RNA of Lactuca sativa (garden lettuce), 1197 nucleotides long. NCBI's taxonomy places the organism in Eukaryota, Viridiplantae, Streptophyta, Magnoliopsida, Asterales, Asteraceae. The record is from RefSeq and is a predicted model, not a curated record.
AUGACACCUUUGGAGAGGCGCCUGAUAAAUGCUUCCAGUGGUGGUUCCUUGGGUGAUAUGACACCGACUGAAAUCAGCGAACGUAUCGAAAAGUUGGCGAUCGAGUCUAAAAAUUCCAAAAACAAAGAUGAGUGGUAUCCAGAUCGGCUAAGGGGUGUCAAGGAAAUCAACAAUGCUCACCUAGAGUCUCAUAUAUCUAAACUAACAAAAGCAGUGUUGUUGACUAAAGAAAAAGUUGCUGCAAAGAAACUUGGGAAAACAUAUGGAGGCCAAAGCUUAUCUGAACCAGAAAACAAACCUAAGGAAGAAUUUGAAGAAGUUCUGGUAGAAGAAGAAGAUGUAAAAGAGCCUGAAGAAGAAGAUGAGGAAUAUAAAGAAGUGUUGGUUGAAGAAGAUAAAGAAAAAGAAAUUUCAGGACCACCCAAGCCAAUUCUUAAAGAAUACAAGACCUUACCCCCAUUCCCAUCAAGACUGAAGAGUACGAAGCGUGAAAGAGAGGAUGAGGAUAUCAUGAAUUUUUUUUGCAAAGUUGAGCUGGCGAAAAUAUUUCUGCUAUUCUGCAAAAAUUUGCCUCCAAACUGCAAGGAUUCGGGGAUUUUUUCAGUUCCUUGUAUAUUGGGUAACCUUCAUUUUCUAAAAGCCAUGCUUGAUCUAGAAGCUUCAUUCAAUUUCCUUCCAUGUUCUGUUUUUGAAAAAUUAAAAAUGGGAACUUUACAAAAGACCGGGACAAUUAUCCAGUUGGCUAACCACUCGAUACUACACCCAAAAGGUGUACUGGAGGAUGUUCUUGUUCGAGUGGAUAAUUUGAUCUUUCCCGCUGAUUUUUAUAUUUUGGACACAGGAAACUUGAAUACUUUUGAUGAAAACUCUAUUAUUUUGGGAAGCAGUCCUUUAUUUGAGGGCUUUUGUGUGUUUUCUAAUGUCUCUGUGCAAGAGAAAUUUGCAGACAGAAAUUUAUCAUACACAUCAGAGGAGCUGGUAGAAGAUAAGCUUGGGGAGGUGAAGGAGGAGUAUCGAAUUCCUGCUGUAGAAAAAUCAGAUAGAAUUUUGAAAAGGAACAAACUUUUGGAAAAAGAAGAGGAGGAGCUGGAAUCCGAGGAAGUAUCAGAUGAAAAUCUAAAAAAGAAAAAUGUUUUUGAGCAAAGAAAAGGUAGAAGUGGUGAUUUCAAAUACGAGUCUGAAAAGAAGAAAGCUUAA